This is a messenger RNA of Desarmillaria tabescens, 1105 nucleotides long. RefSeq lists its product as uncharacterized. The coding region runs from base 372 to 989 and encodes 205 amino acids. NCBI's taxonomy places the organism in Eukaryota, Fungi, Basidiomycota, Agaricomycetes, Agaricales, Physalacriaceae. The record is from RefSeq and is a predicted model, not a curated record. The transcript has 4 exons.
CGACGACCAUGUGAUCUCGCUUCUCUCUUUCAACCAGAUCCCUACGCGCAUGAUUCUGGCUCUGUCAAUCAUCUUCCUGAGAAUAAUAAACGAACGGUACCGACACCGUGGGACCCACAACCGACGUGACGAGAAUCCAAAUUUCUCAGGACGCAAAUAUAAAGAGUGAAUGAUCCUGACCUCACUAGCCCAUUGAACGCGUGAUGCAUCGAGGUUUUUGUCAGACCCUACUAAACGCAUGACCCCCCCAAAAAGCUGGAUCGUUAUCCGUACCGCCUCUGAUCCUGGCAUCGCACCCUACCCACGAAAUGUUUCUUUGCUAUACGGUGUUCUGAUAUGAUGACCAUGUAUCAUGUGUAUCCCAGAUUUGGAUGUUUUCCUCCCAAAACUGCAUUGCAACUAUGUACUAUACCAUCUACUUAUUUACCGCCCCUCUUUGUACACAAGGGCCAAGAACCGCUUCCGUGUUGCGCGAUCUCGUAUUCGAAUGCCAUGCUGAUCGGCGUUUACAUCAUGAUCUUCAUCCCGUGUUCGUAUCUAUGCGAUGGUUCACUGAUAGAUUCCACUUUCCUCCUCACAGCCACAUUCAGAUGCCAUGCAACCGAGUCUAUCUCGCCUGUCUGCUUCACCACAGCACCUACCAUUUCACGCACACAAUUACCACGUCUCGCCAGAUGUCCCUCCAGCUUAUCUCGUUUUCUUUCUGGUUUGUUACCUCGAACGGCUUUUUUCUCGAUGGUCUUGAAGGAGAUACACCAUUUGCAUUUGGAAAGCCUCCGCCUGGCCCGGUGCUUCCUGGGUGCGUUCGUUUGGCGUUCGUAGUCUGUCCGCUGGUACCGAACAAUCAAGUCCGAGUCUCAUCUUCGCUUCCUACUGGCGCCAAUAGUAACCCAGAAAUCAUUGCUCUCACGCUUCCGGGCCCAGUAUCAAUUCCUACUAGUAAUCCUGAUUCCGGAACUCCAACCACUGUCUCAACAUCGUCUACGUAAUUCCAUUACCCUCUAUUACUCCUAACGAGACUGGCUCAUGAUUUCUUUGUCAGAAUGACCAGCUCUGGGAGCACCGACGCAUCGAUCUUCACCAAUCCUUUCGGGACAACACCCUC